CAGUUCCUUCGUUCUUGAGGCCAUCCAAGUACUACUUUCAUCUAAGUCGCGUCGAAGCAGUUCCUUGUCAUCCGCGAUUUUAACUUCACACGACCUGCAUUUCACUUAAUUUCCACGUUUUUUCAUAUUGAAAAUGAACUGUAUCUGAUUUUAAAGUGUGUCGCUUUAUAGUAGCAGUAAAGUUUGUGUCUAGCGAGUGUAUUUUGUGGUUCUUUUGCAUUAUUUAGAAUAUAUUAGUCAAAAUGCCUUGUUCCGCUGUUACCUUAAGUUUAGCCACAAUAACUAGCAUCAUAGCUGUAGCGUUGCUUGCUAUAGCCUUCGCCACGGACAACUGGCUUUAUAUAGAAGUAAAAAGGACUAAUAUCCAGAACUUCCUUAGUAGAAAUUCAGAUAUUCAAAGUCAGACGCUACUAGAUGCAGUAAAUUCAAAAUAUUAUUAUUAUACAAGAACAAAAGGACUGUUUAGGACGUGUUUUCCUAAAGAAAGGCCACCUACAGUAAAAUUAUAUCUCAGUCCCGUGGAAACCUAUUGUACAAACAUUAAUUAUUACAUUCCCGAUGAAAACAAUGAAACCAAAGAUUUUACCGAUGAUGCUUGGACAAGGUUACAUAUGGGUAGAUCAAUGAUAGCUCUUUUCAUUAUUUCAUUUUUCUCCGUAUUUGCUGCUUUUUGUACCGGAGUUACGGGAUGUUGGAGAAGAUCUCCAGGAAACAUAACAGCGACAGCAAUUUUAAUGUUACUAGCAUGUUUGCUAAGCGCAGGUGCAAUGGGACUCUGGCAUGGCGUAGAAUAUUAUGAGAAAGAAAAACAAGUUGGUGAAGAAUUUUAUCAGCAGUGGAGUACUGUACUGCGUGAUCAAACACGUAUAUUCUACGAUUGGGGAUACAUGUUAGCCUGGGCGGGAGUUGGAUGGUCAUUGGUAGCCGCCAUCUUGUUUUCUGGAUCGGCUGUAUGCUUAAGAGGAGAGAGGGAACGCGAAGAGGCUGUUAACAUGCAAUAUCUAAUGCCUGUUUACCCGCAGAAGCAACAAUACGCUUAUGCUGGCUAUCCCGUUCCACCUCAACCAUACACUGGACCCUAUUACACCACAGGAUCAGCUUAUGGGCCAUACAAUUACUGAGUCGAACGUCAAACGAAUAAACGAAGAGUUAUGACUAAUCGCAGAACAGAGUCGACAAUGUUUAUUUUAUAAAAUAUAAUAAUGUAUAUACUAAGUAUUUAAAUCAAGAUUAAAGUGCAUAUUAAAAGUACAAAAUCCAAGUUGUUAGAGACAUAACGAGAAAGUAAACAUUGUUGGCAUUUCGAAAUACUUUGAGACUGGAGUCGUUUGCAUUUAAGUUAAAACCAAGCUUUGAGUAUUUAAAUUUUGAAAAAAAUGUCUGUUAUUUUAUAUACUUAUUAUUAAACAUAUAGUGUAAGCCUUAUUUUAUGACUACCUGAUAAAUUUAACAUAUUUUUAAGAAUUAUGUAUAAUGACUAUGAUAACAAUUAUGCAGUUUGAAGCAUAAAAUAUUUUUAAAAUAUAUAUAAUUAUUUAUUGGACUUUUUUAUAAAAUAAUUUUAGCAUAUUUUUGUACAUGUACAUAAUUUUAAGUUAUAUUUAUAAUUAAGGAUGUAUUUUACAUACAAAAUAAGUUACACGAAACAAAACCAAGAGGCGACAUCUGAAAUUAAAUGUUCUGGGUCUAUAUGUCGAUGUCAUAAAAUAUGCGGAACGAUGAAUAGAAAAUAAGAUAUUUUUUAAUAGCAAUAUAUCACUCUUUACUGUGAUAAAAUGUUAAAUAUGUGUUUAACGAGAAAAAAAUUGUCAUCAGUGAUAAGGAUUACGUUUGGUAAUUGUCAAUUUUUUACUAGCAUUUUAGAUUUUUAUACAAAAAAAUAUAUUUAACCAAAUAAACAUUAUAGACAAUA
This is a messenger RNA of Sitophilus oryzae (rice weevil), 1912 nucleotides long. RefSeq lists its product as uncharacterized. NCBI's taxonomy places the organism in Eukaryota, Metazoa, Arthropoda, Insecta, Coleoptera, Curculionidae. Gene Ontology annotation, cellular component: membrane. The record is from RefSeq and is a predicted model, not a curated record. The transcript is spliced from 7 exons. Bases 243 to 1121 code for a protein of 292 amino acids.